AUGGCAUCAGGGCGCAAUGAAGAUACAGAGUUGAGACAGACUCAUUUGGUACCCAAGACAUUGCCUCCGCUCCCACCUUCUAGUGGCAAACCAUCAGCACCACCAGCGCCCAUCGAUCAUGGAGACCAUAAAGAACUACCAUUGAGGAGGAGGAUAUUAAAGUGCAUUUACAAUAAAGAGACCAAACAAUUCUUCGGGCGAACAUGCAAAAGUUGGAUGUGCAUCUUAGCGUAUUCAGUGAUGUACCUCUUAUUUCUAGGCACGUUUUUCCUCGUACUACUCUACUCAUCAUUAGAAAUCCUCAAAAUAUUGAUAGACUACAAAAAUAUGGACAGACUUGAUGCCUUUAGGUACCCAGAACAUGCUAUAGGAUUAACAGCUGCGCCGACGUCUGAAUCGAACUUACCAUUGAUUUGGUACAAUAGUGGCGAGAAGAACGACUAUGACAAAUAUGUUCAGGCACUUGACAAGCUCCUAUUGAGUAAUAGACGGAAAAGAGAAAUCAGUAAACUGGGGCCAUGUGGACAAUCUCCUUAUGGUUAUGGCGAGCAACCUUGUGUAAUUAUAAGAAUUAAUAAGAAAUUAAAUUGGGCUGGUCAUCCGCUGCAAUCGAACUCAACGAUUGCGAAGUCGGCGCCAGCUGAGGUGCAAGAAUGGAUGAAAGGAGAUAAAACGAAGUUUUGGCUGCAGUGUGGUGGGUACCACUCCUAUGAUAGAGAGCACAUUGGUAGGAUAAAGUAUUUCCCUGACCCCCCAGGUUAUGAUGCGAGUGCUUUUCCUCUUGAGAAAGAUGGGAAGUCUCCUUUAGUUGCGAUACAGAUUACGGACUUCACAAUGGGCAUUUCACUUGCUAUACAGUGCAAGCUAUGGUACGACGGUGGGCCCUCGACGAUCAACUUCUUACUGUACGUAGCUCCAGAAAAGCGAUAGUAUACAUU
Helicoverpa zea (corn earworm) is the source of this 938-nucleotide messenger RNA. RefSeq names its product sodium/potassium-transporting ATPase subunit beta-1-like. The record is from RefSeq and is a predicted model, not a curated record. Bases 1 to 930 code for a protein of 309 amino acids. Gene Ontology annotation, cellular component: sodium:potassium-exchanging ATPase complex. Gene Ontology annotation, molecular function: ATPase activator activity. Gene Ontology annotation, biological process: potassium ion import across plasma membrane; sodium ion export across plasma membrane; intracellular potassium ion homeostasis. NCBI's taxonomy places the organism in Eukaryota, Metazoa, Arthropoda, Insecta, Lepidoptera, Noctuidae. The transcript has a single exon.